UUCCUUCUGAAGAAGGAGAAAGCGGAGGAAGGAGGGCAAUAAAACAAGAAACGGAGCCGGACAUCGCGCCCCAGCGCAGACCUGCCUCCUCCCGCCCAUGCCGUUCCGCAAAGGUGGACGCGGAGCGCCAAAAGACCUUGGCUUUAAAAAUGCCCAUGGAGCUGACGCAAAGCCGCAUCCAGAAGAUUUGGCUCCCCAAUGACAACCGGCCGGCGCUGCCCCGCCGCUCCUGUGGGCCUCAGCUUGCCAAUUCCCCCACUGUGAUAGUGAUGGUUGGCCUCCCGGCCCGGGGGAAGACCUACAUCUCCAAGAAGCUGACUCGCUACCUCAACUGGAUCGGUGUCCCAACAAAAGUUUUCAAUGUGGGCGAGUAUCGCCGCGAGGCGGUGAAGCAUUACAGCUCCUACGACUUCUUCCGCCCCGACAACGAGGAGGCCAUGAAAGUCCGGAGGCAGUGUGCCCUGGCUGCCCUGAGGGAUGUCAAGCAGUACCUGACAGAGGAGGCUGGCCAGAUCGCGGUUUUUGAUGCCACCAAUACCACACGGGAGAGAAGAGGGAUGAUCCUAAACUUUGCCAAAGAAAAUGGGUUCAAGGUGUUCUUCAUUGAGUCUGUCUGCAAUGAUCCCACGGUGGUUGCCACCAAUGUUAUGGAAGUGAAAUUGUCCAGCCCUGAUUACCGGGACUGUAAUUCGACUGAUGCCAUGGAGGACUUUAUGAAGAGAAUCAAUUGUUACCAGGCCAGCUACCAGCCACUUGACCCUGAUGACUAUGAUCGGGAGCUUUCUCUCAUCAAAGUCAUCGAUGUUGGUCGGCGGUUCCUGGUCAACAGGGUCCAGGAUCACAUCCAGAGCAGGAUCGUUUACUACCUGAUGAACAUCCAUGUCCAGCCCCGCACCAUUUACCUGUGUCGGCACGGCGAAAGCGAGUUCAACCUCAAGGGGAAGAUUGGAGGUGACUCGGGCCUCUCCAACAGGGGCAAGAAGUUUGCGCUGGCACUGAACAAGUUUGUUGAGGAGCAGAACCUAAAGGACCUCAAAGUCUGGACCAGCCAACUAAAGAGAACAAUCCAAACAGCAGAAGCACUCCAGCUGCCCUAUGAGCAGUGGAAGGCACUCAACGAAAUAGAUGCUGGUGUGUGUGAAGAAAUGACCUAUGAAGAAAUCAGGGACCAGCAUCCAGAGGAAUUUGCUUUACGUGAUCAGGAUAAAUAUUACUACCGCUAUCCUUCUGGAGAGUCCUACCAAGAUCUGGUGCAGCGCCUAGAGCCAGUCAUCAUGGAGCUGGAGAGACAAGAGAACGUCCUCGUGAUCUGUCACCAGGCGGUCAUGCGCUGUCUCCUUGCUUACUUCUUGGACAAAAGUGCAGAUGAAAUGCCCUACCUGAAGUGUCCUCUUCACACAGUAUUGAAGCUGACCCCGGUGGCCUAUGGCUGCCGGGUGGAAUCCAUCUCUCUGAACAUCGAAGCUGUUAAUACCCACAGGGAGCGGCCAGAGGAAGCAAAGAAGGGACCUAACCCGCUCAUGAGACGUAAUAGCGUUACCCCUCUAGCAAGCCCAGAGCCCACCAAAAAACCUCGCAUCAACAGCUUUGAGGAGCAUGUGGCUGUUUCUUCCGCCCUGCCAGGCUGUGUUCCUCAGGAAGUGCCCACGCAGCUGCCGGGACAAAACAUGAACAACUCGCAGAAGCCAUCAUGACUCUGUCGGCGCUGUCGCAAGGCCACCAGCGACGCCAGCUCCCAUCCCAUCGUCAUUUCUUGAAGCUUGCUUAUUAAACCGGUCUCCUCCGUUUGCGGCAAGGUCGACCCUCGGCUGUUUCUAUCCACGCCCGUUCAUCUGCAAACUGCUCUGCCAAAGAGGGGAGAGAGGCGGGAGAGUGAAGGAGAGGAGGGAGACAAGUUCCCAGGUUCACCACGUCUCCAGGCUUGCAGCAUUGCUCUCCUCUCCAGCGUCCUGCUAGAGCGUAGCAAGCUGUAAAGUGCUUCUAGCGUGCAGAAGUCUCCAAGUUUAAUUUUUCUCUGUAAGCGGUUUUGAUCUCCUUUUGUAUAGCCGAUUGGUACCCAUCUGUCUCGAGGUGGAGUGUGUAUAUGUGAAUGGUGCGGGGUUAGUGGAGAAACAGGGGGAAGAGGGGUGGGGGGAAUGAAGGGGGAUUUUGUUUUUAUUAUUAUUAUUAUUAAUUACUUGGCAAGGAAGCCCCUAACAUGCCGUGCUGCAGUCCUUGACCCGCACCAGCUACAGCCCGCCACACACCUCAUUGAGGUGUACAAGAACUGCUGGCUUUAACCAAAAAAUAACAGCAAAAAUUAUAUAUAUAAAACCCCAUAUGUCAACUGAUAUACCUUGAAGGGGUUUGCAGAGAAUAUAAAUCUGCUGCUGAAACUGGCAAUGAGCUGCUUGUAGCAUAGAGGGGGAACCACACUGAUGCUGGCUUGGGCAGACCCCUGCCCCGAGGGCUGCCCCGAGUUCAGGUGUUUUGAUUUUUUUUGGCAAGGGGACUGAGUGCCAGUUGAGGUGAUGUGCUGGUAAUUGGCCUUCCCUUUCCUCUGUCUUGAAGGAAAGAUGUAGGGGGUGAGAAUGCCUGCAGUGCUGCAGGAGGUAGGUGGCCGGGCUGAGCUGGACGUGUCUUGCAGGCGAGUAGGUCUCUUGGAUGGAGGUGGCCAGGGGUCUGGCCAGCUCCUAGGAGUCCCAGUGUGUCUGCAAAAAGCCACAAGAAGAGACAUUUUGUCUUUUUUUAUUUAAUCUAUAUACAUGCACACACGUGUGUGUGUAGGUAUAUGUAUAUAUAGAAACCGCUUGGUUUUUGCACUUUAUUUGUGGCAGGAGCUAACUAUUUUAUUUCUUUUAUUAUUAUUUUUUAAGCUGUGCCUCUUAACAGGGGAAGCCUGAAUGCAGGCAACUUUUUUUUUUCUUUUUUGUGUGCUGGGAAGCUGGACUACACAAAAGCAGUAGUUAUGGCUUCUGAGGUGUGCAUGUGUGCAGGGGAAAAUGGGGCAAGGUCCUGGCUUGGGUUCUUUCAGCCCUUCAAACCACCUUCCUGGUGGCUUGAGAUACAAGAACCCUUCUUGGCAGCCUGGCCUAGGCUGUGAGCCAGCAGUUAAAGGACAGUUUAACCACUAUUGCUUUGUGCAAAAAUCUGUGGUUCCUUGCCCUGUCCUAUGUAUUGCAUUUUCUUCAUCCCUGUCUUGUGCUUUUUCCCUGCACGAGUGAGCUGGAGGCAGGAGGUGAAAGUGGUCAAGUCCUCCUGCAUCCCCUUUUUUUGGGGGGGACUGGAGAUGGGCAGCCCUUUGGUUUUACCCCUCCUUUGGCUUCCUCCUCUCCCCUGGGUAGGAAACAAUAUCCCUGCAGACAGGAGCAGAGAGUUUUGGGGGAAAGUGAUUUUCUUUUUUAUUUUUUGAUAAUAUUUUUGGUUGUUUCUUUUUGGGGGGGGGGGGGGGGGGGAGGUUGAUCUGUUUGCCCUUUGGGAAAAGGCGAACCGCAGUGCCUAGCACUUCCGUCUCAUGCAGCAAAAACCAUGUUGCAUGGGCUCAACAGCAGGAUGGGUCUGGGACCAUGCUUGGUCCCUAUCCGACCCCAGGAGCCCAUCCUGGCGGUGCCCUGCCUGCGUGCGUGUGUCCAUAUGUGUAUAUUCCUGUACAGAUGAAACAAAAACACUUCCCCCUCUUUUUUUCUUAACUGCAAUAAAGCAGAGUCCUGCAUGCACGUGUGGUUGACGUCUGCCCUUUCGGUUUCCCUGACUUUGAGAGAGACGAGUGCCUGGGGAGGGCGGCUCGCUGGCCCUCGUAGCCAGUUUCCUGGGGAGUUAUCUUUCUCCUCCUGCUACCAAAAGAUAAGCUGGCAAACGCAAACAUGAUGUCUGGCUGCCCCCGAUCAAUCCUGUAAGCGUGUAAUUCUGCAGAUGUUUUGGCAUGUAUUUGUGUGUGUGUACAUACAUAAAUUUAUAUAUUAAAAAUCUGGAAAAAAAACACCCUUAAACUAUUUCUUCCUCUGGAAAUACUAAAAGUCUCAGUCCCCACAAAAAGAUAAAACCUGGUCGUGUUUAUUUUUCUUUUUUUUGGAUGUCUUUUCAUUUCCACACCCCCCCCCCCAUCAAGAGGGAGUAGCAGAGUGGACCUCUCUUGCUUGGGGGUAGGUGGCAGGAUGGUGUCACCCCCAUCCCAUUGAGUUUUGGCUAACAGAGCCAGGACCAGGCAGGGAUGCUGCAGCCAAGAAAGGUGGCCAGAGGGGACUUGUCGAACCACACCAAUAGUUCCCCCCCUUUUUUUUUUGGUUUUGUUUUCCUUUGUGAUACUUGAAUUUAUUUUUUUAUGAUUUUUUUGAUAGCGAAAUGCUUUUUAUUUAUUUAAUGUAUACUGCAGAGCUUGGAGAGAAGGGUAGUUACUUGGGAUUCUUUUUUUUUUGUGUGUGUGUGCUAUGUUAACUGUUCUGUAUAUAUGUCUGGAAUAAUUGCCUGAUACAAAGCUGUGCCAGCUUAAAAACAGGGUAUGCCUUUCAGAAAUUUGUAUAUUUUGCAGUUGCUGGACCAAUAAAAUAUCUUG
This is a messenger RNA of Cygnus atratus (black swan), 4531 nucleotides long. It is a transcript of the gene PFKFB3, whose product is annotated as 6-phosphofructo-2-kinase/fructose-2,6-biphosphatase 3. The transcript has 16 exons. Bases 150 to 1694 code for a protein of 514 amino acids. Gene Ontology annotation, cellular component: cytosol. The record is from RefSeq and is a predicted model, not a curated record. Gene Ontology annotation, biological process: fructose 2,6-bisphosphate metabolic process; fructose metabolic process. Gene Ontology annotation, molecular function: 6-phosphofructo-2-kinase activity; fructose-2,6-bisphosphate 2-phosphatase activity; ATP binding. NCBI's taxonomy places the organism in Eukaryota, Metazoa, Chordata, Aves, Anseriformes, Anatidae.